CGAGCAUCGUCACCAGCGCUUGCAUCUCCAUCGUCAUAUCCGCAGCGUGCUCUCCCACUCAGAAGAUCGUCGAGCCAAUGCACAUGAUUGCCUCGAGCACCGCCACGAUGCACCGAGAAACUUGUCAUUGCGCGCGUUUGGGGGCCAAACUAACUCACUCACCAACAUCCUAACUCGUCCCAAAAUAUCCAGCUAUGGCCGACGCAUGGGCUGAAGAGGCGCUCGCCUUGCUGCUCGAAGGCCGCAUUUCGCCGCAGCAAACCGCAGAGGCAGUGGCAUCAGCCUACGACGCACGCCUUAAAAGCGGCAACACCGACACGUGCGAGCUGUGGUCGACAUACGGCGGCGCUAUCGACACGCUCGGCACAUCGAGCCGCGCGCUCGACCUCCUCGCCGACACCAUCGUCGCGUUGAGCGCGCUGCCCGACGUGCGCGACGCUGCGGGCGUGCCGAUUGAGGAGAACGGUCGCGUCUUCUGGCGCCAUGUCCCGGAGACGUCCUUCUGGAUGGGCGAGAUGUUUGCUCCACUCGCUCCGCGCGACAUCCACUGCGACAAUUUCGAGGAACAAAUGCUCUCGCUGACACGCGCUACCGAUUUCGGCGCGCGCUGUCUCUCCGCGCUGGACCGCGCCCCGCCGCCGCCUGACGGCCAUCAGCCCCAAGGACCGCGCAACGGACUGCGCAGCCUCGCAAUCGAGGCGCUGUUCGAGGCGUGCGAAGACCAGCCAGAUGGUGGGGAGUUUGCUGUGCUGUUGGCGCGCAUGAGGGUGCCCGUAGCCGCACGGUGAGUUAUCGGGGCGGGCGCAAGCGUGCGCAGCGGGUGCGGUGCUGAGGAAUGGGAGGCGUGGCGAGAGGUGCUUAGGACGAGGGCACUUUUAGAGGGCCUAGAUGUUGGAGUAAAAUAGUUAGCGGAAGAGGCGGUAGCGGUGAUGGAUCGGUAUACUAUUAUACUGUAGUUCAGCAGCGCGCGCCGCAAUAACCACCGACUUUGGUGGAUGCGAUGGACGGAGUACCUACAAAGUGAUCCGAAAGAAACAUCUUCCAUGACGCCGACCCAUUCAAAUCACCCUCCUCCUCAUCCAGCACGGCAGGGCAAAUUGGCCAUUAAUUGUCUUCGAAGUCGCUUACAGCCAGG
Messenger RNA from Aplosporella prunicola CBS 121167, 1135 nucleotides. RefSeq lists its product as uncharacterized. The transcript is spliced from 2 exons. The coding region runs from base 195 to 788 and encodes 197 amino acids. Lineage: Eukaryota; Fungi; Ascomycota; Dothideomycetes; Botryosphaeriales; Aplosporellaceae. The record is from RefSeq and is a predicted model, not a curated record.